GGAUAAAAUGUCUAAUGUAUAUGCAAUGUAAAGUAUGAAUCUGAACGAAAGACACAGUUGCUACCACUUACCAUAAACUCCACCUCUACUUUUUUCUUCAUCGACUUUCUCACCAUGGCCGAAUCAUUUGUGUUUGAUAUUGCUGAUUCACUGCUUGGAAAACUUGCUUCUUAUAUUUGUGAAGAAGCUGCUCAAGCUUAUGGUGUUUAUGAAGAUCUCCAAGGGAUCAAAGACACUCUAUCCAUUGUGAGAGGUCUUCUCUUGGAUGCUGAGGACAAGAAGGACCAUAAACAUGGGUUACGUGAAUGGCUGAGGCAGCUUCAUAACAUCUGCUCUGACGCUGAAGAUGUAUUGGAUGGAUUUGAGUUGCAACACAAGAAAAAGCAAGUUGUGGAAGCUUCUGGAAGUACAAAGAUGAAGGUACGCCACUUCUUUUCUUCCUCUAAUCCAGUUGUUUUCCGUCCUAAGAUGGCGCAUCUACUCAAAAGAAUAAGAGAUAGAUUGUAUAAGGUAGCAUCUGAUGGGAACAAGUUUGGUCUUGCAACAAUAAGUAUUGAUCAUGGACUUGUUGUUCCAAGGAGAGAAACCACUCAUUCCUAUAUUGAUGCUUUGGAUGUUAUAGGAAGGGAGAACGAUAGGGAAGAAAUUAUCAAGCUUUUAAUGCAACCUCAUCCUCGAGGUGACGGUGAUGGUGAUCAAAGUUUGUGUGUUAUUCCCAUAGUGGGAAUUGGAGGAUUGGGGAAGACCACACUUGCUAAGUUGGUAUUCAAUGAUAAGAGAAUGGAUGAACUUUUCCAAUUGAAGAUAUGGGUGUGUGUCUCUAAUGAUUUUGACAUCAGGCAGCUAAUAAUAAAAGUCAUUAACUCAGCUUAUGCUUCAGCUUCAGUUCCUACGGCCGCGGCUAUUGCUCCCCAAGAAAAUAUUAACAACUUUGAUAUUGAGCAACUACAAAUACGUCUUCGAUAUAAGCUUUCUCGUCAAAAGUUUUUGCUUGUAUUGGAUGAUAUAUGGAAUGAAGAUCGUGCAGAAUGGAUUAAAUUCAAAGACUUAAUAAAAGUUGGUGCACCAGGAAGCAAAAUCAUAGCAACAACUCGUAGUAGCUCAAUUGCUUCAAUGAUGAGUACGUUACCCUCUUAUGUCUUAGGAGGUCUUUCUCAAGAGAAUUGUUUAUCUCUUUUUGUCAAAUGGGCAUUUAAAGAUGGUGAAGAAGAAAAAUAUCCAAAUUUAGUUGAGAUCGGAAAAGAAGUUGUGAAAAAAUGCAAAGGGGUUCCACUAGCCGUGACAACGCUAGGAAGUUCUUUGUUCUCAAAAUAUGAUUUAAAUAAGUGGAGAUUUGUUAGAGACUCAGAGUUAUGGAAUUUAAAACAAAACAAAAAUGAAAUUUUACCUGCACUUAAAUUAAGCUAUGAUCAAAUGCCAUUUAAUUUGAGGCAUUGUUUCACAUACUUUUCACUUUAUCCAAAAGAUUUUGGCUUCACUAGUGUUCAAAUCACUAAACUCUGGGUAGCACUGGGAUUAAUACAAUCACAAGAUGGAAAUCAAAGUCUCGAGAGUAUUGCAAGAGAUUAUAUCGAUGAACUACAUUCAAGGUCGUUUCUUCAAGAUUUUGAGGACUUUGGGCACUUCUACUAUUUCAAAGUACAUGAUUUGGUGCAUGAUCUUGCAUUGUAUGUUGCGAAAGAUGAGUGUGUAGCAGUUGACUCGCAUACUCGGAAUAUAUCUCAGCAAGUAAGGCAUUUCUCAAUUGUUGAUAAUGGUUCACUUGACAGUGCUUUAUUCCCCAAAUCCAAAAGUGUGAGAACUGUAUUAUUUCCUAUUGGAGGAGUUGGUCUUGAAAGUGAAUCAAUGUUGGAUACAUGGAUAUCAAGAUACAAAUACUUACGGAUUUUAGAUUUAAGUGAUUCUUCGUUCCAUAAGCUACCUGAUUCAAUUUCAAAAUUGGAGCAUCUGUGUGUUCUUAACCUUUCUAAUAAUUGCAAAAUCACACGACUUCCCUAUUCUAUUUGUAAACUCCAAAGUUUGCAAGUUUUGUCACUCAGUGGUUGCUUGAAGCUUGAAAAACUACCUACAGAAUUAGGAAAGCUGAUCAACCUUCGACAACUGUACAUAACUACAAAACAGUCUGUUAUUCCGCAUAAUAUAUUUGCAAACUUGACUAAUCUUCAAACUUUAAGUUUUGAAUAUUGUGACUCUCUGGAGUUCUUGUUCAAUGGAGUGCAAUUCACUUCUCUUGAAACAUUGAUAGUUCGUUGCUGCGGAAGAUUAAAAUCCUUACCUUUUUAUAUUCUCCCUAAACUGGAGGCUCUGUUAGUCAUUGGUUGUGAGAAUUUAGACCUCAGUCUAUCAGAGAAUCACACUCUUGAAAAUCCAAUGGAAAGAUGGAGAAUGACUUUUCUUUAUCUUGAGAAUGAAUGCCUAUGGACCUUGCCUGAAUGGAUUGAAGGUGUGGUAGAGACUUUACAGACCUUGAUAAUUAUAAAUCUUCCUAUGCUUCAGAGGCUUCCCGAGUGUUUGGCAAGAAUGGCUCAUCUUAAAAUGCUCUAUAUUGCCGAAUGUAUUGUACUGGCUCAUUUCCCAGUUGGAAUAAAACACCUAACUUCCCUUGUAGCUUUGACCAUACACAAUUGUCCUAUAUUGGGUGGAGAAUGCCAUCCACAUUCUGGUCAGUACUGGCCCGUGAUUUCUCACAUCAAACGUGUUUCCAUUGGAUUAGGAACCUCAUGAGAGAGGGAUCACUCAUUAUGUUCCACCGUAACUUAGUGUAACUACAGGCACCUCCCCAUGCAGAAGUGAUUUUAAUGUGAGAGAGCAGGAUGCUUAGGGAAUACAUGUGUGAUUUCAGGUCCAGUAUGAGAGAGCAUGCCAGUGUUGGAGAAGAUAAACGGCAGAAGAAAGCUUUAGAUUCUUAGGAUUCAGUAAUAGGAAUAAAAAAUAAUUGUUUCCAUGGUCAGUAUGUUAGACAUGUAGUCGAGUAAAAUGUAAUGCUUAUUAAGUGUUACAUUCCAUUCCUUUAUUUAUAAUAUAUACUCAAGCAGUUAUAAGAAAA
Messenger RNA from Vicia villosa (hairy vetch), 3046 nucleotides. Its product is annotated as disease resistance protein RGA2-like. Gene Ontology annotation, biological process: defense response to other organism. Bases 115 to 2724 code for a protein of 869 amino acids. Gene Ontology annotation, molecular function: protein binding; ADP binding. The transcript is spliced from 2 exons. NCBI's taxonomy places the organism in Eukaryota, Viridiplantae, Streptophyta, Magnoliopsida, Fabales, Fabaceae. The record is from RefSeq and is a predicted model, not a curated record.